Molecule: messenger RNA, 828 nt
Organism: Penicillium alfredii
Lineage: Eukaryota; Fungi; Ascomycota; Eurotiomycetes; Eurotiales; Aspergillaceae
Gene: pup2
Product: proteasome core particle subunit alpha 5
Exons: 3
Coding region: 1-828 (275 amino acids)
Biological process (GO): proteasome-mediated ubiquitin-dependent protein catabolic process
Cellular component (GO): nucleus; proteasome core complex; proteasome core complex, alpha-subunit complex
Source: RefSeq, a predicted model, not a curated record
AUGUUCAUUGCACGAUCUGAAUAUGGUAAGCCCCAUCCCGUCCCGCCAAUGCCCUUAGGACCGACCACCUUCUCCCCCGAAGGCCGUUUGUUCCAGGUCGAAUACUCUCUCGAAGCUAUCAAGCUAGGCUCUACGGCGAUCGGUGUCGCAACAUCGGAAGGUGUCAUCCUCGGUGUCGAGAAGCGUGUCACAUCCACGCUGCUCGAAGCCUCGUCCGUGGAGAAGAUCGUCGAGAUUGACCAGCACAUCGGCUGCGCCAUGUCCGGCCUGCAGGCCGAUGCCCGGAACCUCGUCGAGCACGCCCGGGUCGAGUGCCAGAACCAUGCCUUCCACUACGCCGAGCCUCUGCGGGUCGAGAGCACCACGCAGGCGAUUUGUGACCUGGCCCUCCGGUUCGGUGAGAGUGGCGAUGACGAGGAGAGUGUCAUGAGCAGACCGUUUGGAGUAGCGCUGUUAAUUGCCGGUCACGAUGAGGAUGGGCCGCAGCUGUAUGUGAUGGCAUUUGAACAUUUCCAUGCGCGACUCGCUAAUCUCUGUUUACCUUUUAGAUAUCACGCCGAACCGUCGGGUACGUUCUACCGGUAUGACGCCAAGGCCAUCGGCUCCGGAAGCGAAGGCGCCCAGGCCGAACUGCAGAAUGAAUACCACCGCUCCUUGACGCUAGCCGAGGCCGAAACGUUGGUUCUGAAGACGCUGAAACAGGUCAUGGAGGAGAAGCUUGAUUCGAAGAAUGUCCAGUUGGCAAGCGUGACUAAGGAGAAUGGGUUCCGCAUCUACAAUGACGAGCAGAUGUCCCAGGCUGUCGCACAGCUGGGUGGGAAUCAAUAA